Molecule: messenger RNA, 1297 nt
Organism: Rhincodon typus (whale shark)
Lineage: Eukaryota; Metazoa; Chordata; Chondrichthyes; Orectolobiformes; Rhincodontidae
Product: deoxyribonuclease-1-like
Exons: 11
Coding region: 137-1189 (350 amino acids)
Biological process (GO): DNA catabolic process
Cellular component (GO): nucleus
Molecular function (GO): DNA nuclease activity
Source: RefSeq, a predicted model, not a curated record
UGUAAGUUAACAAUGCAUAUUAAUAAUGCUUAUCAACCCUCGGUGUAUAUUAACAAAUGGAAAAACAAAUUGAGUGUAGUCUCAUUUUGUUGAGAUUCAUUUGACUGAAGAUUGUUUUGUUCUCAGAGCCACAAAAAUGGCAUUUCUUGUGAUGAUGAUUCUCAUUGGCUGCUUUAUGCAGGGAAGUCAAGGGCUUAAAAUUGCAGCAUUUAACAUCCAGAGAUUUGAUCAGUCAAAAGUCAGUGAUCACAGGACUCUGAACAUUCUCAUCCUGAUUUUACAAAGGUAUGAUCUUAUCACCAUUGAAGAAGUUAUGGACGCUGACAAUUCAGCAAUAACACAACUAGUGAUGGAACUGAAUCAAUCAACCAAACUGCAAUAUAAUUACAUCAUCUCUGAUCAUCUUGGUCGCAGUUCAUACAGAGAAAAAUAUGCAUUUGUGUACAACGAGAAUAUUCUCAAGCCUAUGGAGUGGUACCACUUUGAUGAUGGCUGUGAACAGUGUGGGACCGACACUUUCAUCCGUGAACCUUUUAUAGUGCACUUCCAUUCCCUCACUACAACUGUCAAGGAUUUUGUACUCGCAGCCAUCCACACUAGUCCAAGUUAUGCAGUCAGAGAGGUUGAUGGAUUGUAUGAUGUUUGGGCUGAUGCAAGAAAUCACUUCAAUACUGAGGACAUCUUGAUACUUGGAGAUUACAAUGCAGCUUGUAGAUAUGUCACAGACAGUGACUGGCCUCAAAUACGACUGCGUCAACACAAAAAUUUUCAUUGGCUGAUUGGUGAUGAGAUAGAUACAACUGUCAGUAAAUACACACAUUGUGCAUAUGACAGGUUUGUUGUGACCACAAAAGGAUUGCUUAAGACCAUAGUUCCGGGCUCAGUCAAGGCCUUCAAUUUCCAAAAAGCUUUUGAUCUCCCAUAUUAUACAGUGAAAGAAGUCUCAGAUCAUUACCCUAUUGAACUUGAACUGGAAGACGAUCCUAACACUGCUGAUGCUAAAUAUAAGACUGGGACAAGUAUUGGCAUCAGUGGUGGAAUCAGUGGUGGUCCAUGUAGCUGCGAAGGUGUAGAUAUAACAUCCUGCGCUGGACGAUGUGGUGCAUAUUCACCUAAUUUUCCAUGCAGUUGUACUGCAAGCUGUUCUAAACACCAAGAUUGCUGUGCUGACUAUGGAGACUAUUGUUAAGGUCACAUGUAUUGAUAGUGGGAAAGUUACCGGAAGUCUUGAAAGCUUAAUUAAAAAGCCACCAAAUGAACUCCAGAAGCAGUGAAUAAAAUUGAUAAUUGCAAUUUA